AUGGCCAGAUUCUACUCAGUCCAUGCCUCAACUCUAUUCUUCCUCUCGCUCUUCCUUGCUGUCGCUCCCCAAACUGUGCUCACCCAGCAGGUGCUGAGCACAUUCAUCUACACCCGAUAUGGCGAUAGAACUCCUCUGGUCUUGUCCUCGACGCCUUCUUUGACUCCUUUGGGAGCUCAGCAGCUGUAUGCUGCAGGUGCUAAGGCGCGAGACAGGUAUAUUUCACCCACGGACGGUGACUAUACUGGCUCGUCCACCAUCUCUGGCAUAGCGGGAAAUCAAUUGGCGUAUGAUCAGAUCAAUGUCUUGUCUACUGAUGAACAAUAUGUGUCGGCCUCUGCAUUGGCUUUCCUCCAGGGUCUAUAUCCCCCUCUGGAAUUGUCUUCGAACUGGACCUAUAUCGAAGGCCAAAGCACAGUUGCCAAUGGGACCAACAUUGUGGCACCGCUGAAUGGCUACCAAUAUCCCCAGAUUACGACCAUAUCGAGUAACGAUCUGAAUUCCAUAUGGGUCAAUGGCAUGGACAGCUGUCCGUCGUAUACUGCUUCGGGACAGGUAUAUUAUCAAAGCCCAGACUAUCAGAGUAUCCUGAACUCGACCAUGGAGUUUUAUAGGAGCCUUCAGCCUGAGUUCCUCGAUGGCAUCUUUUCCAAUGCCGGAGUCGGCUACUAUGACGCCUUUUACAUCUACGACUAUCUCAGCUAUGCGUACACCCACAACAGUACUGUCCGAGAAUCGUUACGGGAAGAAGAUCUGACCAAAGCCAAAAUCCUUGCGGACGAUUGGGUCUUUGCCAUGAACGCUGACCUCUCGGCGUCAGGUACAACAUCAGGUGAUAAGAUUCGAGCAAUCGCAGGAAGAACCCUUGCUACUCGGCUUCUGACAACGUUUAACACAGCAAUCAACACACAAGGGCAAACAGAGAAAAUGACCCUACUAUUUGGCAGCCACGAGCCCAUGAUCUCCUUUGCUGCUCUAACGCGGCUUAUCUCUCAGCAAAAUGCUGCAUUCUACAACGUACCCGCGCCUGGGUCAAGUUUUAUCUUUGAGCUGGUAUCUAUGCAGGCUGACGAAACGGACGAGUGGCCCAAUACAACAGAUAUCUAUGUCAGGUUUCUGUACCAGAAUGGUACAGAUUCUGACUCUUCCUUGGUUGAAUAUUCCCUCUUUGGCCUCAGCCCCAGCCAAGGGGUUGUCCCUUUCUUGGACUUUGUUGCGGGUCUGGAGGAGUUCCUGGUGUCCAAUGUCGGCGAAUGGUGCACGACAUGUGGAAGUUACAGCGUAUUUUGUCCAGCAUUCACAGAUACCGAUGACAAGUACAAUCCAUCUACGGGAUUGCUUUCUUCUAGCCACAAAGGGCUGUCUCCCGCCAUUGCUGGCGUAAUUGGAGCCGUGGUCACCCUCGCAGUCGCGGCAUUGUUGUUUGCAGCAGUCAUGCUUCUAGGUGGUGUAAGACUACACAGGGUCCAUACAAAGCCCAAGUCCGAGAUGGCAGGCUUUAAGGGAGGCGCGAAAAUGGCAAGUGACCAGGACUUGGUCAUACCCAAGGGCGGAGCUGGGGCUACAAUGGUUGUGGCCGCGACAGAGGCAGAAUCACACCCAACUCGCGGCCAUGAGAGAGUUGGAAGCUGGGAACUGAGGGAUCAGGUAAAGGCGGAAGAAGCACAGGGCAGAGUUCUCGGUGAUGCUCCACCAAGACCACGACGUCCCAGUUAUGAAGAUGACGAACUGCCCAUCACUCCUUACACACCAGCGGUUGAUCCGCACGAUCAUGUUUAA
Messenger RNA from Exophiala spinifera, 1779 nucleotides. RefSeq lists its product as uncharacterized. Bases 1 to 1779 code for a protein of 592 amino acids. The record is from RefSeq and is a predicted model, not a curated record. Gene Ontology annotation, molecular function: phosphatase activity. Gene Ontology annotation, biological process: dephosphorylation. The transcript has a single exon. Lineage: Eukaryota; Fungi; Ascomycota; Eurotiomycetes; Chaetothyriales; Herpotrichiellaceae.